Messenger RNA from Panicum virgatum (switchgrass), 1147 nucleotides. RefSeq lists its product as uncharacterized. The transcript is spliced from 8 exons. The record is from RefSeq and is a predicted model, not a curated record. Gene Ontology annotation, molecular function: protein binding. Gene Ontology annotation, cellular component: chloroplast. The coding region runs from base 52 to 849 and encodes 265 amino acids. NCBI's taxonomy places the organism in Eukaryota, Viridiplantae, Streptophyta, Magnoliopsida, Poales, Poaceae.
UGCGCUCGCUCUCUCUCUCCGGCUCACAGUCGAAGACUCCUUCCCUCCCAAAUGGCACCCGCAUCCGUGGCUCUCCACGCUCCAACGACCUCCUCCCCUUUCCCCGCCGGCGCCGGAGAGCGCAGCCGGCCCCAGUGGGGUCGUCCACCUGCUUACCAGGCACCGCUUCCCCCGGUUGCCACGCGUGUGGUGCCGCGCCGGCUCCUACUUCCAGCGGCUGCCGGCAUUUGGGACUUCAUCUCCGGCGGAGCGGGUGGGGCGGCCGCCGCGUCCCUCGCCGUCCGGCGAGGUAUGCAGCUCUUCCGCCAGGGAGAUGUGGCUGGGUCAUUGGCAGAAUUCGACAAGGCAAUCGAGAUGGAUCCACGGCAGAAGCAAUAUCUUUGGCAAAGGGGUCUGUCGUUGUACUACCUCGACAGGUUCGAAGAAGGUGCAGAGCAGUUCAGACUAGACGUUGCAGCUAAUCCGAACGACACUGAGGAGUCCAUAUGGUGCUUUCUGUGUGAGGCUCAGCUGUACGGAAUCGAGGAAGCAAGGAAAAGAUUCUUGGAGGUUGGUUUGGACUCGAGACCUGUAAUGCGGGAAGCGUACACGCUGUUUAAAGAUGGUGGAGAUCCAGAAAAGUUAGUAGCAAACUUUUCGAGUCGCUCUGAUGGUGAGGUCUUUUAUUCUUCAUUAUAUGCUGGACUUUACCAUGAAUCUCAGGAGCUGCAUUUGAUGCUGAGCAGAAAGAUGCGGAGAGGGCGAAAUCUCACAUCGUUGCAGCAUGCAAGUCACCAUACGGAUCUAGGUCUGGCGAUUACAUGGCCUCGCUUGCGUUUGUGCACUGCCAGUGCCGCAACUGGGAUCUAGAAUGAAAGACACCAGUUUGAAGCGGACCCCGACGAUUCCGGUUGCAGCCAGCCACCAGACUGUAGCAUGGCAAUGGGUAUUUUAAUUUAUCCGCAUGGUGCAGACUGUGAACAUGCUUGCAGCCGGAUCCUCUUUGUUUGUCUGUGUAGCCUACGCAGUUACAGAACUGAUCCUGGUCAGGCUCCGGUUGAUUUUUUGGUCUUGUCGGAUUUUGAUUUUUGAGUCUGUGACUGACAGGAUUUGGAGUGCAUUGCUUCAGAGAAGAGAAUGUUUCGUGUCACUAGGCACGUUUAUCUUC